AUGGCAGCCGAGGCCCGCGUGUCGCGCUGGUACUUCGGGGGUCUGGCCUCCUGCGGGGCCGCCUGCUGCACGCACCCGCUGGACCUGCUCAAGGUGCACCUGCAGACGCAGCAGGAGGUGAAGCUGCGCAUGACGGGCAUGGCCCUGCAGGUGGUGCGCUCCGAUGGCAUCCUGGCGCUUUACAGCGGCCUCAGUGCCUCCCUCUGCAGACAGAUGACGUACUCUCUGACACGCUUCGCCAUUUAUGAGACCGUGCGUGACCACCUGAGCAAGGGCAGCCAGGGCCCAAUGCCCUUCCACCAGAAGGUGCUGCUGGGAGCCAUUGGCGGCUUCACCGGUGGCUUUGUGGGGACCCCCGCGGAUAUGGUCAACGUCAGGAUGCAGAAUGACAUGAAGCUGCCUCUGAGCCAGCGGCGGAAUUAUGCUCACGCACUGGAUGGACUGUACCGUGUGGCCCGUGAAGAGGGUCUCAGGAAGUUGUUCUCCGGUGCCACCAUGGCCUCCAGCCGUGGGGCCCUCGUCACCGUAGGCCAGCUGUCCUGCUAUGACCAGGCCAAGCAGCUGGUCCUCAGCACGGGUUACCUCGGCGACAACAUCUUCACUCACUUUGUGGCCAGCUUCAUCGCGGUGAGUGCUCAAGCCCCUCCCCUGCAGGGCGGGUGUGCCACCUUCCUGUGCCAGCCGCUGGACGUGCUCAAGACCCGGCUUAUGAACUCCAAGGGCGAGUACCAGGGUGUUUUUCACUGCGCUGUGGAGACCGCCAAGCUGGGCCCUCUGGCUUUCUACAAGGGCCUAUUCCCGGCUGGUAUCCGCCUGGUUCCCCACACCGUGCUAACCUUCGUCUUCCUGGAGCAACUCCGCAAACACUUUGGCAUCAAAGUGCCGGCCUGA
This is a messenger RNA of Orycteropus afer afer, 891 nucleotides long. The record is from RefSeq and is a predicted model, not a curated record. Lineage: Eukaryota; Metazoa; Chordata; Mammalia; Tubulidentata; Orycteropodidae.